Messenger RNA from Harpegnathos saltator (Jerdon's jumping ant), 2182 nucleotides. It is a transcript of the gene shop, whose product is annotated as sulfite oxidase. Gene Ontology annotation, biological process: sulfur compound metabolic process. The record is from RefSeq and is a predicted model, not a curated record. NCBI's taxonomy places the organism in Eukaryota, Metazoa, Arthropoda, Insecta, Hymenoptera, Formicidae. Bases 132 to 1799 code for a protein of 555 amino acids. Gene Ontology annotation, cellular component: mitochondrion. The transcript has 5 exons. Gene Ontology annotation, molecular function: heme binding; molybdenum ion binding; sulfite oxidase activity.
UUCCUAGUAAUGUAUGAUGAACUCGCGAUAAACUCGUAAUCGGUCAGCCUGAUACAUUAGCCAAUUCCAAAUUAUAGUUUUAACAGUGUGUUGUGUGUACGAGAUAUUGAGGAACAUUUACACAAUUGAUUAUGAAUUUAUAUUGGAAAGCAUUUUGCCAGAUAAGACAACGGUCUCAAAUGCCAUUGCUACAAGUAGUUGUAAAAAAUUAUGAUAUUGCAUGUCGACAGUGUUUUAUAGAGAAAAAAUAUGCAUCUUCUAGUUCUUCUAAGAUUAAAAAAGAUUCCGUUAACAUAACAUAUGUUGCUACUGCUGCAUCACUUCUAGGCAUAUCAUACUAUAUUUUUAAAUACAAAAAGGAUGUUUAUGCUCUCAGUAAUACGCAAGAUAUACAAUGUGGUAAAUUACGUAAAGAUAUGAAGACAUAUACUAUGGAAGAAGUUGGAAAACAUGAUAAUAAAGAAAAGCGUAUUUGGAUUACUUUUAGACAAGGUGUAUAUGACAUAACAGAAUUUAUAGAUAAGCAUCCAGGUGGCUCGUCAAAAAUUUUAAUGGCAGCAGGAGGUUCCAUAGAUCCUUUCUGGUCUAUUUUUGCAAAUCACAAUACACCAGAGAUAUAUUCGUUAUUAGAAUCCAUGAGGAUAGGAAAUAUUUCUGAAGAGGAUGCCAAGUCCAACAAGAAUGAUUCGCAUGAUGCAUAUGCAAAUGAUCCUUCUAGGCACAAAACCUUAACAAUUAACAACCAAAAACCUUUUUGUGCAGAACCACCACCUCCAAUAUUAGUUGACAGUUUUCUCACACCAAAAAAUCACUUGCCAGUACCUGAAAUAGAUUUAAAGGACUAUACAUUAGAAUUGACAAUAGAAGGAGAAACUAAAAAAGUAUUUGAUUUUGAUGCGUUAAAAAAGUAUAAGAAGUACGCAAUAACAGCUGCAGUAAUGUGUGGAGGAAAUAGGCGUUCAGAAAUGGCAAAGGUAAAAAAAUUGAGAGGUCUCAGUUGGAAUGUAGGUGCAGUUGGAAAUGCCAAAUGGGCAGGUGUACGAUUAUGUGACAUAUUAAGAGAUCUAGGAAUCAAUGAGAAUGCAUUUAGUCAUGUUCAGUUUGAAGGAUAUGAUCUAGAUCCAUCUGGAACGCCAUACGGUGCAAGUAUUCCUAUUGCUAAAGCUAUGGACCCAAGGGCAGAUGUGAUUUUAGCUUAUGAAAUGAAUGGUCAACCGUUAAGUAGAGAUCAUGGAUUUCCUUUAAGAGUAAUUGUCCCUGGAGUCGUAGGCGCGCGGAACGUAAAAUGGGUUAAUAAGAUUACAGUUUCGAAAGAAGAGAGUCCAUCGCAAUGGCAACAGGGCGAUUACAAAGGGUUUUCACCAAGUACGACUUGGGACAAUGUUGAUUUUUCCAAGUCGCCUGCAAUACAAGAGAUGCCUGUAAUAUCAGCAAUUUGCAGUCCACAAGAUGCAGAUACAGUUGAAGUCAAAAACGGGAAGAUCGAAGUAAAAGGUUACGCAUGGUCUGGCGGUGGCCGGAAGAUCAUUCGUGUUGAUGUAACCAACAAUCAAGGAGCAAAUUGGCAUACAGCAAAUUUGUCAGAGCAGGAUUUUCAAGCAAAAGAAGGUCGAUAUUGGAGUUGGACGUUAUGGAAUGUGGAACUUCCCGUAGACAAGAACAGUAAGGAGACGGAAAUUUGGGCAAAAGCGGUCGACUCAGCGUACAACGUUCAGCCUGAAAGUUUUGCUAAUAUCUAUAAUCUACGCGGGUUGCUAUGCAACGCGUAUCAUCGAAUUAAAAUUGGAUUGAAACAAUAGGUUUGUUCUUCCUAAGCUGAUGCAUAUUAAUGCAAUAAGUUAAAGUGAGACAAGUAUAUUUUGUUUCACUCUAACUCGUUGAAAAGAUUAACUAAACUCUAAUCAUCCAUUUCCUUAAUUUUUGUGAUUGGUCAGCCAUGUUUGUCGAGCUUAUUUUAUGAAUAUAACUGGAAUAUUUAAAAAAAUUAUAUUUUAUUAAAUACAAUUAAGGUAUAAACGAUUUUAGAUAAAUAAGUUCAGACAUAAGGCUUUCUCUCUUAUUUUAUACACGAAAAAUAUGUUUUCUAUAUGAUACUUUAUUGCAUUCUGUGUGAUGAAGAUUUAUGUGACAAUGUGGAAUAGUACAAAUCAAAUUUGUUAUAUUUUUAUACACAUAUAUUUUU